Miscanthus lutarioriparius is the source of this 1104-nucleotide messenger RNA. Lineage: Eukaryota; Viridiplantae; Streptophyta; Magnoliopsida; Poales; Poaceae. The record is from the annotation of a GenBank genome assembly.
AUGCAGGAUGGUGAAGCGUAUGCUUACCUUCUCAGCACCCUUGCUCCAGAGCUUAGCUCAAAAACCAUGAUAGAAACUGCAGAUCCAAAGGAGAGGGCGCAGAAAGUACUUGAAACCGCAGAAAAGCUCGAUUGUACAAGAUAUGUAACGUCUAAAGAUAUUGUUGAAGGUUCGGCCAAUCUUAACUUGGCAUUUGUUGCUCAAAUAUUCCAAAACAGAAAUGGUCUAUCAACCAACACUGUGGCUCCCGUUCAUCAAGAUACUCCUGAUGAUGUGGAGGCAUCCAGGGAAGAGAGAGCAUUUCGCCUAUGGAUCAACAGUCUUGGAAUUCCAACUUAUGUGAACCAUUUGUUUGAGGAUGUUAGGACUGGAUGGGUUAUGCUAGAGGUUCUUGACAAAAUUUCUCCUGGGUCAGUUAACCGGAAGCAUGCAUCUAAACCACCAAUUAUUAUGCCAUUUAGAAAGGUUGAAAACUGCAAUCAGGUUAUCAAAAUUGGGAAGGAGUUAAACUUUUCUCUGGUGAAUGUAGCAGGAAAUGACAUUGUGCAAGGAAAUAAGAAACUAAUUCUAGCUUUCCUGUGGCAACUCAUGAGGACUAGUAUCCUACAAUUGCUAAAGAACUUGAGAUCCCACUCUAAAGAGAAAGAGAUCACAGAUGCUGACAUUCUCAUUUUGGCUAAUAACAAGGUCAAGGAAUCAGGCAAAACUUCCCAUAUUGAAAGCUUCAAGGACAAAACAAUAGCAGAUGGGGUGUUCUUUCUUGAGCUCCUUAGUGCUGUGCAGAGCAGGGUUGUUGACUGGAACAUGGUGAAGAAGGGGGAGGAUGAGGACGAGAGGAAGCUGAAUGCAACAUACAUAAUCAGUGUUGCUAGGAAGCUAGGUUGCACUGUCUUCUUGCUGCCUGAAGACAUAAUGGAGGUGAACCCAAAGAUGAUCCUCACCCUUACUGCAAGCAUCAUGUACCGGAGCCUGCAGAAUCAAGGGCCUUACCAAUGUCCAGGACCACAGGAUGCUCUUCCAGAGGAAGAGGAAGGCGAGGAGGAAGAAGAAGAAGAGGAUUUUGAAGGAGGCGUCGAAGAUGGUGUCUCCAAAACGACCACUUGA